Messenger RNA from Kwoniella mangroviensis CBS 8507, 639 nucleotides. RefSeq lists its product as uncharacterized. The transcript has a single exon. NCBI's taxonomy places the organism in Eukaryota, Fungi, Basidiomycota, Tremellomycetes, Tremellales, Cryptococcaceae. The record is from RefSeq and is a predicted model, not a curated record. Bases 1 to 639 code for a protein of 212 amino acids.
AUGUCUCAAACUGACACUUACUAUUCCACUUCCUCAGCUUCAUUUCUAUCCAAAAGAAAGAAGAGAGUUUCGACCGUCACUGAUAAAUCUGGUGAUACUGGAAAAUCAUCCCGAAGGGGUCUGUUUGGAUUGAAAUCCAAAUCUAGAGAAUCAGCUUCUAGUUCAAGCAGCAUGGGACUUUCCGAUACCAAUGAAUCCGGCUCAGUACACUCGAGAAAUUUUGCGACACCCCAACCUGUUUCGGAUGAUUAUGUCUCCACCGCCAAUGACAAUUGUGCUGCACCGAUACGCUCAUCAGAUGGUCAUAUCAUUAUUGACCGUGGCAAGGGAUCCCCAUCUCAAGAUUCGUUUGCUUCUUCAAAAGAUACCAUAUUCGGAGUUCAUUCUGAUCAAGAGCAGGAGCAAGACCAAAAAGAAGAAGAUGAUGAUGAGAGCUUUCAAAAAUAUCUUGCUGAUCAAGCCGAAAUUACUCAUUUAAGAAUGAUGACUUCCGAGAUACGUGGCAAGAAUGACGUGAGCAUAUAUACCGAAGAAUGCGAUUAUAAAGAUACUGGUAGACAUGAUUACAACAGGAGGAAUGAGGAAAGGCUAGAGCAUGUCAGAAAGAUCUUGAAUGGUACUAAGAGUUUUAACUCUUAG